Molecule: messenger RNA, 8515 nt
Organism: Diorhabda carinulata
Lineage: Eukaryota; Metazoa; Arthropoda; Insecta; Coleoptera; Chrysomelidae
Gene: Evi5
Product: ecotropic viral integration site 5 ortholog
Exons: 13
Coding region: 282-2972 (896 amino acids)
Source: RefSeq, a predicted model, not a curated record
GUCUGAAUUCGAACCGCCCCAGCUCUAUCGACCGGUCCGCGAUCCAGGAAACUCCUCAGUUCCGUUUCGGUUCUCAAUCCUGCAAGGACCUCAAAUGUUUGGACUCCUUUUAUUAGGGCGACACGAAUUACUGACCUUUCCGAUGGAGUUCCACCAGCUCGAGGCACGCGUCUACCUCAGCUCGUAGAUUUUAUAUAAACAAUAUUUUUUUUAUUCGCGGUGGUACUAUGAAAAUUUUACUUGUAUAUAAACAUUUUAAGAUAAAGUGAUUUAAAAAAAAAAUGGUAUUGCAAAAAUUGGUAUCUACGAGAUAUUGGUAUUCGAGAAGAUCGAGCAAGCGGGUGGUUUCGUUAAGUUGCCUGGUAUCUAUAGAUGCCGAUGGCGGCUAUUAUCCGGCCAUGCCGCCCGCAGCCAUGAGGCUACAGGAGGAGAAUUUAUCGUCGCCGUCCGGGGGGCCCGCCAACCAAAUAAUCGCCAUCGAAACCAACAACAAUCGCGCCACCGGCUCCGAACUGGAGCUCUUAGCAAAACUGGAAGAGGCCAACAGACUCUUCGAGUCGGACGCCAAAUCGCUCAAUUCGUUGAGCGGGGCUUCGGCGACGUCCGGACAUUCUCGAAAGAGUUCCGAUACGUCUCAGAUAUCUUUAACGUCAGGGACGAGUUCGACUCAGGAACGGGCAGAAGACGGAGGCGAAGAGGACUUGUGGGUCACUUGGGGUCAUAUAGUUAACGAUUGGGAGAAUAAUUGGAGGAAACAGAACGCGCAAAUAAGGGAGUUGGUCCGUAGGGGUAUACCCCUACAUUUUAGGCCGAUAACAUGGCAGUUGUUGUGCAGAGCCACCGAUUCGCCCGAAAAAAAAUUGUACGCCGAAUAUAUAAAGACAAAAUCCCCCUGCGAAAAAGUCAUAAGACGGGAUAUAGCCAGAACGUAUCCGGAACACGAAUUUUUCAAAGAAAAAGACGGACUAGGCCAAGAAUCUCUCUUCAACGUUAUAAAAGCUUAUUCUCUACACGAUCGAGAAGUAGGAUAUUGUCAAGGUUCAGGUUUCAUAGUGGGAUUGCUUCUGAUGCAGAUGCCGGAAGAGGAAGCGUUCGCCGUUUUGGUGCGGAUAAUGGAGGAUUACCGGAUGCGAGACAUGUUCAAACCCAGCAUGGCCGAAUUGGGGUUGUGCAUGUACCAAUUGGAGAACCUCGUCGCCGAAUACCUGCCGGAUUUGAAUCAACAUUUCCAAUCGCAAAAUUUCCACACUUCCAUGUACGCUUCCAGUUGGUUCCUCACCCUUUUCACAACGGCUCUAUCGUUGCCUUUGGCGUGCAGGAUCAUGGACGUUUUUCUUUCCGAAGGAAUGGAGAUCAUAUUCAAAGUCGCUCUGGCCAUGUUGACGUUGGGAAAGGAGCAACUCAUGUCUCUAGAUAUGGAAGGAAUGUUGAAGUAUUUCCAAAAAGAACUUCCCGUUCAAGCUGAGACAGAACCAGAGGCUUUGAUGCAAACCGCUUACGAAAUGAAAUAUAACGCGAAGAAAAUGAAGAAAUUGGAGAAGGAAUAUAUAGUUAUUAAGACUAAAGAACAAGAAGAAAUGGCCGAAUUGAAAAGAUUGCGACAAGAAAACAAACAGUUGAGACACCGUUGCGAAAUGUUGGAAGAAGAAAGUAAAGCGUUAGCCGAUAGAUUGGUGAAAGGACAAGUGAGCCGAGCCGAAGAAGAAGAAACCACUUUCGUCGUCCAAAGGGAGCUCGAAGCGUUGAGACACACCCAUCUGGAAACUACCCACCAGCUCGCAUUAGCCAACGAAAGAAUUCGAGCUUUGUCGUUGAUGAUGGAAGAAACUCACACUUCGCGCCAGUCUUCCAUGGAAGAGAUAACGCUGAAGCAAGAACAGCUCUUGCAAAGGGAAGAGAUGAUAGAAUGUCUCCAGGAAGAGUUGGUGAAGGUCAGGUUGAGGAAAGCGGAAGACGACGCCAUUAUACGGGAUCUCCGCUCGAGAAUACACGAAUUAGAAGAAGAUAAGAAAACGCUGAGGGAAACGACGCCGGAUAAUAGCGUGGCGCAUCUGCAAGAAGAAUUGAUCGCCGUGAAAUUGAGGGAGGCCGAAGCCAAUCUUUCUCUGAAAGAUUUGAGACAUCGAGUUUCGGAAUUGAGCGAUCAAUGGCAGAAACAUCUGCAGGACCAUAAACAAGAUCCGCCGCCGCCGCCUGAUCCGCUUAGUACCCCGAAAAAACUUCUAUUCGGUAAAUUGGGGCACAACGAAACGCAAAAGCUCGAAGAAGAAUUGAUGACUACUAGAAUCAGAGAGAUGGAAACGUUGACAGAAGUAAAAGAACUUCGUCUAAAGGUUAUGGAAUUAGAAACGCAGGUCCAAGUUAGCACCAAUCAAUUACGAAGACAAGACGAGGAAAUUAAAAAGCAAAUGGAACUGCUGGAAUGCGCGGAAAUGAAAAAGAAAGAGGCGGCAGCUCGAUUAUUGGAAGAGCAACGCCGAUACUCCGACCUCGAAAGUAAAAUGAAAGACGAAUUGAUGAGAGCUAAAAUAAGCGACGCGGAAAAAACUCAAACGGUCGCUACGUUGAUGCAACAAAUCGGACAAUUGGAACUUAAAAGUCAAGAAAUAGCCACUGAAGGUGAACUGAGGAUCCAUUCUGUUGACGCAAGCGAUAAAGUUAGAGAGCUGCAAGAUAAAGUGGCAGAUCUACAAGCCGAGGUCUUAAGAUUGGAAAGGAGUAAAGGAGGUUACGUCGGUGGUCGCUUGUCGGGAGACAGAUCUUCAUCAAUAGACAGCACCGAUGACGAUUCCAGACUAGUCCUGGACGAUUCAACGUUGCGUUUAAAUAUCGUAGAUUCCCCCACAUCAAGUAACGAAUUGAAUUUCAGCGAAUUGUCCAAAUCAACGAUGAGGAACAACUUGGAAUCGAGCGCGAAACCUCGCGCAAACUUAGAUGUAUAUAAUAGCGAAAAUGACGUGCCACAAGUCUGACUAAAUUUUUUUCUUCUAUAAUGAUACUAAACCUCCCCUUUUUCCCCCAAAAAAAUGACAUAGUAGAGAUUGUUAUGAUUGUUAUAAACAGGCGAAAAAAUAUUCGAAAUUGUAGUCUAAACGAACCAUCGAAUCAUUUUUGAUAAUUAUUUAAAAAAUUUUUCGGAUACCGAUGUGAUCUAGUAACAAUUUACCCAAAAUGAACGGGGUAGGUAUUGACCCUGCGAUAGUAUACUGAAAAAAAAAUAACAAAACUGGUAUACGGGAGUAUUUAAAAAAAAACUCCGAAUAUAUAUAAAAUAUAAAAGUAGAAACCCAUUUGAAUAUAAUGUUGAGAUAAUUCUUCUCUUUUUUUGGGAUUUUUUCUGUAUUAUUUUGAAAACUUUAAACUCACCCUACCUUGUAACACAUAAAAUGAAAUUAAAACUGUUCUUAAAACCGGUAAGUUUGGAAAUUACUACUCGGAGUACUACUUUCUGGUCCUUCGAGCCGGAUGAGAACCAUUUUUACUUAAAUUUUCCAUAUUUUCUGUUUAAUCGUUUCUGUAGUUGAAUUUCCUUCUCUGUAGUUACAUUUCAUACAAUAAAAUGAGAAAUUCUCAACCAAAAAGUAAAAUAAUCUCAGAUAUUUAAACCUGUAAAUGAAAAUUAACGCCAUUUUGGUCGUUUUCGGAAUUAUUUUGAAAAUUUUAAACCCACUCUACCUUCUAACGCAUAAAUUGAAAUCAAAUCUGAUCAUAAAACUAGUAAGUUUGGAAAUUACUACUCGGAGUAGUACUUUCUGGUCCUUCGAGCCGGAUAAGAACCAUUUUUGCUCAAAUUUUCCAUAUUUUCUGUUUAAUCGUUUCUCUAGUUGAAUUUCCUUCUCCAUAGAUACAUUUCAUACAAUAAAAUGAGAAAUUUUCAACCAAAAAGUAAAAUAAUCUCAGAGAUUUAAACCUGUAAAUGAAAAUUAACGCCAUUUUGGUCGUUUUCGGAAUUAUUUUGAAAAUUUUAAACCCACUCUACCUUCUAACGCAUAAAUUGAAAUCAAAUCUGAUCAUAAAACUAGUAAGUUUGGAAAUUACUACUCGGAGUAGUACUUUCUGGUCCUUCGAGCCGGAUAAGAACCAUUUUUGCUCAAAUUUUCCAUAUUUUCUGUUUAAUCGUUUCUCUAGUUGAAUUUCCUUCUCCAUAGAUACAUUUCAUACAAUAAAAUGAGAAAUUUUCAACCAAAAAGUAAAAUAAUCUCAGAGAUUUAAACCUGUAAAUGAAAAUUAACGCCAUUUUGGUCGUUUUCGGAAUUAUUUUGAAAAUUUUAAACCCACUCUACCUUCUAACGCAUAAAUUGAAAUCAAAUCUGAUCAUAAAACUAGUAAGUUUGGAAAUUACUACUCGGAGUAGUACUUUCUGGUCCUUCGAGCCGGAUAAGAACCAUUUUUGCUCAAAUUUUCCAUAUUUUCUGUUUAAUCGUUUCUCUAGUUGAAUUUCCUUCUCCAUAGAUACAUUUCAUACAAUAAAAUGAGAAAUUCUCAACCAAAAAGUAAAAUAAUUUUUGAGAGAAAGAAAAUCAUUGGAAACCACACCAAAAACCACUUGAAAUGUUAAAGUUUAGAGAUCACAAUAUCUCAAAUUACUUCAAUUGUAUUUACAAAAGAAACAGAGAUUAAAAUAAUUGUUUGUUGCAAUUGUCAUUGGCACUUUAGCUUCUUCUUCUUUCUCUUCUACUAUGCUACCAUUCAGCCUUUUGAGAAGUAGAUGUCCAACUUUCGUGUCAUCUCUUGGAAAAUCGGCCAAAAGGUCUCCUUGAAAAAUUGGUUCAUCCUUUAGCCCAUCUAUCUUCCAUAAUCGGCGUGAUUUCUCCACUAACUCUUCAAUAGUUUUCAUCUCUACUACCUUCACCAUCUUCAUACACUUAAACUGAACACUAAACACUAAACACUUUCAAACGCAUCCAGCAAUUUAUUAUCGGAUACAUUUUUUAAUAAUGUGCUCUUUAAACCGGAUAAUAACGGAUCUCCUAGUUUGUCCAAUAUUUCUAUUUCUACUAGAUUUGUUUUUAUCGCAUUUUAAAAACUCCCGUCGACGUCGGUUAUCCUACAGUAUAGAUUUUACACUAUAAAAAAAAUUAUACAACGUUGCCAGAUUUGGAAAAUAUCAUGAAUAUAAUAACCGGAUGAUUUUUCAUUUUUGGAUGUGCCCCCACGUUAGUAAAAAUUAUUAUUGGGUGUUAGUAUGUACACUUAGAGAUUUGACAAUGUUAUAUAUCUGUUAGUUGUGCAUUUAGAAUUUUGAUAUUAAAAAAUAGGGUCGAAUUUUUGAAAAUUUUCAACGGCUCUAUCAUAUUCAAAAGGGUGAUUAGAUAGUAAUUAAUGAAUAGUGUGAUUUUAUGUAAAUUAUGGUUUAACAAAAUACUUUGUAUACAAGGUGUUUCAAUAGAAAUUAUUUUAACCGAUUAAUUAAAAUAUUUACUUGAAUUUAUUAAAAAAAAAUUGUUAUUACUAGUAAAGUUUAAUUAGAACCUCAAUAAGUCUACAGAAAUAUCUUGUAUAUAUUAAAAAUAUUAUUUUGCUAUUUAUUUAUUCAACUGUCCAUAGGCAGUUGAAGCACUUGUUCCUGGAAUUUAUUUUUAUUAUAAUUUUUUAUAUUAAUUUUUUUAAUGAAAAACCAGUAGCUUCAUAAUGAUUUUAAAAAAGCUCUUCUUCUUCUAAUUCUAGAGACUAGUGACUACAUUUUUCAUAUUAAGCUGGUAGGUUAAUUAACAAAGACCAAAUGUAUUCUUGUUUCGGGUUUCGAUUACUAGUCCAUACCAGAUUUGUGGAAGAGAUGUAUGAAGUUGACAAUUUUAACGCACAAAAAUUGUUUAAACAUUCAAUUGACACGUUUGUAGAUUUCCUGGAUUACACUCGGCCAUACGACUGAUAAUUUAAUUCAUAAGUUGAAAAAUUGUGGAAAAUGCUUCAUCGGUCCAAAAUAAAAUCAACUCAUCCUUUCAUCGGGUUCAAAUUCCUCAAGAGUAUUACAACGGUCCCUGUUGGUUAAAGACAGCAGCUAACCAGAGUGUAGGCCUAUUCACUCUGGUUAGGUGGUCGUCCUCUGUCAAGGCCACCGUCUUAAGGUAGUAAUUGGCCUGUUGGAAAACCGACCACUAGUUUCAUGUCGUUUCUGGUCAUCACGAGAAGUUCUUCAGACUUCUUGGCUGAUAUGGUUAUGAUUUUUUUGGAUUGUUUUAGGUCUGGAGCGGUUCUUCUUCAGCCAUUCGUUCGGUUCGUUAUUGAUGUGGUUACAGGAGGGUUCCGGUCCAAGGUAUGGUGGUCUGGAAGCCGUUGAUCGCUCAUUACUGAACCCAAACUCUAAUCAAAGAUACUUUCUUUUCAACUGGAACCACUUUACGUUUUGUUGAAAGCAUAUUUCACGCACACUAAAGCACAAUGAACAACUGGCAGUAGAUGACUGAUAUGAACAGCCGGUAAAGACAAACAAAAUGUCGUUUACAAAGAUUUCUAAGUAAGUUGCUAAGUUUUAUAGUGACUAUUGAUGAGGAAUUUAAAUGAAAUGAGGUUGAGGAUGAGUAAAUUUUCAAUAAAAACCAUCUACAUUUACAACUUAAGGAUUAAAAUGUGAUAAUAAUUUGAAAGAAAUCUACUAAACGUUACUCCCCCUGUAUCUAAACCUAUCAGCACUAGUAUAGAAGAUGGGAAAUGAUAUUUUAGUUGUAUACAUUAUAAUAAUUGAAACAUCACUCAAAAAGUCACGUGAUUAACUAAGAAAAAAUCUAUUUUGAUCUCAUCGUAGAAGGAUUUGUCUUUUGCCACAAAAUAGGCUUCAGUUUCAUCAAUUGCUUCUUCAUUUGAUCUAAAUUUCUUUGCCGGCGAGCAUAUUUUUAAGAUCAGUAGUCACUGGGGGCUAGAUCUGGACUAUACGGUGGAUGACCAUCAUUAACCAUCGUUGUAAUCGACUUUUGAAUCGGUGCAUUGUCUUGGUCAAACAUAUGAGACCGUUUUUUUCCUUUGAUUUUUGCUUUCCAACGAUCCAACAUAUUGAUUGAUUGAUUAUCUUUCCCUUUUGGAGAUAGUUGAUGAACGAUAUUCCAUGGGAAUCCCAAAAUACUGAAGUCAUAACCUUCCCAGCUGACUGGACGCUUCACCGGCCACAGUCCACUCAGAUGAUGAUCGUUUUGGUUCCGGAGUGAAGGGAUGGAUCCAUUUUUCAUCCAUUGUCACAUAUCAAAGAAAAAAAUCUGAUUUAUUAGGUGUAAACAUGACCAAACGCUGCUUUGAAUCAUCAAUCAUGCAUAAUUGUAAACAAAUCGCCUUCUGAUAUCUUUACGGCCCCAUCUAUCUCACGCAAUUCCAAUUUACGAUUAGAUAUAAUCAAUUUGUGGACUUUUUGGAGUAAUCAUGUCAAUUAGACGACCAAAACGUUCACCAUCAUUUGAAAUAACAAAAGUAGCUUCACUUAAAUGGCUGUCACUUUUUUCUGACAGAUCGAAAUGUCAUGAAAUUUGACACAUGGUCGUUUGAAAGUUGGUACUUCAUAAACGUCAUAUGGAUUUGACAAUGGCAGCGCCAUCUGUGUGCAAGUCACACGAUUUAUUGAGUGAUGUAAUAAAAAUGGAUAAUGCAUUUGGAGAUGAUUUAUUUUUAUGGGAAAAACUAUCGAAAGAUACCUAAAACCAAGAAGAUUUAUCGACAAAAUCAUUGAAAGGUUUUAAAAAGUAAAAAAGUUCGAAUUUAGUACUAGAAUAGCAUUUCCCUGAUAAUAUCAAUGUCAAGUGCCAACUAUACACUUUCUUGAUAUCGAUUUUUUAUACAAAACUUUCUAAUUUGUGCAAUAAAUAUAACAGUGUAGCCGUUUUGUGAUUAGCAGAAUUCACAAUUUUUUAAACGAUAUUAGCUUUGAAUUUUUUUUUUUUGGAAAAAAGUGAUAUCUAGUUAUUUUCUCUAUUUUUAUACAUUCCUUUGAUUGAAUACAAUUUACAGGGUGAUGUACUAAGAUCGUUUUUUUUUCAACCUCCGAUCGCUACUACACUCGCCCCACACAUUCAUUCGGACGUCAGUCGGCGUUGUGCUACAGCCACGUAAACAUGUCCGCCAUUCGUUUUCUACCAGGCUGAAGGCGAUAAUACUGCAGAAAUCCAUCGGAGGUUGAAAAAAAAACGGCCUUCGUCCAAACAUAAAGUAUUCUUGAUGAAAAAUAGUUUUUAUUUGAAAAAAAUUGUCUCGAGAUUGACUUCUUUCUUACCUUGAUUACCUUAAAUUAAAUUUACAUCGGUUCCUUGUGAAAAUAAUGAAGCUGUAAGUAAGAAUUAGUCUCUUGAUAAUGUGUUUAUUGCAAUUCUAUUCUGUGAUUCACCCUGUAUGUUUAAAUCGUUGGUGUGGUCGCUGAUUUUUUUGUUUACUUGUAUAUUUACACAAUUACUUAAGCAAUAAAGUAUUAUAAUCAUGUAUUACAUAUUAAUUAAAUAUUUCUUUAUUAUCUGUAUGAUUUGCUGCGCAAGCUGUAACGUUAUUUAUUUUCAUAACAUUUUAUAUUUAUUUUUACAAUAUAUUUGUUUAACAAAAA